Messenger RNA from Urocitellus parryii (Arctic ground squirrel), 8059 nucleotides. The record is from RefSeq and is a predicted model, not a curated record. Lineage: Eukaryota; Metazoa; Chordata; Mammalia; Rodentia; Sciuridae.
GCCCCUCCCCCACUCUGGUGUCCAGAUGCCCCUUACACACCCAUCUGAUUACCUUGGCUGCCCCUCACUCCUCAUCUCAGUCUGUCCUCCUCACUUCCCUCUCUAGGCUAGACCCAUAUGCCCCCUCCCCACUAUACAACCACAUGUACAAAGGCUGUCAACUGUACACAUACACUCCCUAGUCCUGUAUUCUGAGUCUCACUGUUCUGGAGGGUUCUAGCUUCAAGCUCCCUUUUCCAACAGAAGGACCUUACUUGCCUUGUUUUCCCAGCCUGCAGCUGACCACUGCCCUGGCUGAAUGAGGGGCCUUGCUUGGGUCAGAAAUAACACUUCCCUGGGGGCAGUGUCAUCAGCAGCCAUGGAGACUUGCAGCACAUUGCAUCAUGGAGGCUGGGGGCCAGAGGCCUGAGUCUCUAGGGCAGGGGGAAGGAUGGAGGCUGGAAGACCAGGGAAUGGAGAGACUAGACUGGGAGUCCAACCAAAUGUCUGGGUCUGUAGGGACUGAAAACUGAAGAGGGGAACAGAACACAUAAGCCCCUGAGGAGUGAGUCUGAGUUGAGGGUUAACUGAGUUCUGACCCCUGGAUGGACACCUGGUUCCUGGCCUUGGUUUUAGGUUAAAAUACCUACUUCUUUUUUUCUGAGGGUUAGAAGGGAAGGGAUGGGCCUCUGUCACCUUCUUGGGCCACACAGAGGAAGGAGGUGAUGGGGAAACAGGAUAUGUCCUUGGGGGUAGGAUGGAGGGGGGCUUGCAGCAGAGGCCACUUCCAGGCUCAGGCCCAGAGUCAUAGCUCUUACAGAGGAGGAAGGCUUCUCCCUGUUGGGCCCGUUCAUCUAGUCUGGCYACCUGUGCUGCUCGCCAAGACCUGCCUGCACCUGCCUAGGGGAAGGGGAGGGGGCAGAGUCCAGAGGGUGGGGUUGACUGUUUGGUGUCUUGAUAAGGAGAGUGGAACCUUUGGGAGGAAGAAGGUCUGCAUGCCUUGGGUCCAGAACUGAGUCUGGCCUUGGUACUGCUGUCAGGGGCAGAUGAAACUACUCUGAGGCUAGAGAGUCAGCAGGGGGGUCCAGUCAGCUGGUGCCCAUUGUAGACUUACGUUCCAUAGCAUGCCUCCUUAUCAUCUGGUCAGGAUGCCUCCUCAAGGGGAAGGUUGAGGAUCACUUUGGGGAUGGCUUUUUCUGGUUGCCAUGGAAACCAGUUCUUCCAUCUCAUCUGACCACUAGAGCCAGGUUUCUCCUCAGUGAGGGGGGAUAGGGAGCACAGAGAAACCUUCCAGUCUGGGAGACCCCCACUUCUAAAUGACUUUUUUUCUUUUAGGUUUCCCCCAGGCACCAUGCCAGCCCCAUAACACUACCCACUCCACUGUGGUCUGCUGCACCCCACUGCUGGGGCACUGUUCUAAUGAGACAGGGCACACCAAACUCCAUCUGCCGGGCUGUUACUGAGGCGGAGACACGGGUGAUGAUUGGCUUUCCGGGGAGAGAGGAAGUCCUGUGAUUGGCCAGAUCUCUGAAGCUCGCCGACGCGUAAGAGGACGCUCCCACCGAGGCCGGAAUUGGCUGUGAAAGGCUAGGGGCUGCCAUCUGGGUACAGUGGGCACUCUUGUCAGAGCGGCUGGAGCCGGACCAUCCUCCCAGCUUCCCAGAGAGCUGGGGCAGGGGGCCGUGCCCGAUCUCCAGGGCUCCUGGGGCCACUGCUGACCUGGCUGGAUGCAUCGGGCAGUGGACCCUCCAGGGGCCCGCACUGCACGGGAAGCCUUUGCCCUUGGGGGCCUGAGCUGUGCUGGGGCCUGGAGCUCCUGCCCGCCCCAUCCCCCUCCUCGAGGCGCAUGGCUGCCUGGAGGCAGAUGCUCAGCCAGCAUCGGGCAACCCCCACUCCCUGCUCCCCUACCCACUUCGCAUGGCAGUAGCUCUGGACAUCCCAACAAACCAUACUAUGCUCCAGGGACACCCACCUCAAGACCCCUCCAUGGAAAGCUGGAAUCCUUGCAUGGAUGUGUGCAGGCAUUGCUGCGGGAGCCAGCCCAGCCAGGACUGUGGGAACAGCUUGGGCAGCUGUACGAGUCAGAACAUGACAGUGAGGAGGCUAUACGCUGCUACCACAGCGCCCUUCGAUAUGGAGGAAGCUUCUCUGAGCUGGGGCCCCGCAUUGGGCGACUACAGCAGGCUCAGCUCUGGAACUUUCAUGCUGGCUCCUGCCAGCACAGAGCCAAGAUCCUUCCUCCUCUGGAGCAAGUGUGGAACUUGCUGCACCUUGAGCACAAGCGGAACUAUGGAGCCAAGCGAGGGGGUCCCCCCGUGAAGCGAGCUGCCGAACCCCCAGUGGUGCAGCCUAUUCCUCCUGCAGCACUUUCAGGCCCCUCAGGGGAGGAGGGCCUCAGCCCUGGAGGCAAGCGCAGGAGAGGCUGCAGUUCUGAACAGACUGGCCUUCCCCCAGGGCUGCCACUGCCUCCACCACCAUUACCACCACCACCACCACCACCCCCCUUGCCUGGCCUGGCUACGAGCCCUCCAUUUCAGCUGACCAAGCCAGGGCUAUGGAGUACCUUGCAUGGAGAUACCUGGGGCCCCGACCGCAAGAGUUCAGCACCCCCAGAGCGCCAGGAACAGCGGCACUCGCUGCCUCACCCAUAUCCAUACCCAGCUCCAGCCUACACUGCGCACCCCCCCAGCCACCGGCUGGUCCCAGCCACACCCCCAGGCCCCAGCCCCCGCCCCCCAGGAGCAGAGAGCCAUGGCUGCCUGCCUGCCACCCGUCCCCCCGGAAGUGACCUUAGAGAGAGCAGAGUUCAGAGGUCGCGGAUGGACUCCAGCGUUUCACCAGCAGCAACUACCGCCUGCGUGCCUUACGCCCCUUCCCGGCCCCCUGGCCUCCCUAGUACCACCAGCAGCAGCAGUAGCAGCAGCAGCAGCAACACCGGUCUUCGGGGUGUGGAGCCCAGCCCAGGCAUUCCUGGUGCUGACCAUUACCAAACUCCUGCGCUGGAGGUCUCCCCUCACCAGGGUCGCCUAGGGUCCUCGGCACACAACAGUCGAAAACCGUUCUUGGCAGCUCCUGCUGCCACUCCCCACCUGUCCCUGCCACCUGGGCCCUCCUCUUCCCCUCCACCCCCCUGUCCCCGCCUCUUACGCCCACCCCCACCCCCUGCCUGGCUGAAGGGCCAGGCUUGCCGGACAGCCCGAGAGGAUGGAGAGAUCUUAGAAGAGCUCUUCUUUGGGGCUGAGGGGCCCCCUCGCCCUCCCCCACUUCCCCACCGAGAGGGCUUCUUGGGGCCUCCAGCCCCCCGCUUUUCUGUGGGCACUCAGGAUUCUCACACCCCUCCCACUCCCUCAACCACCAGCAGUAGCAGCAGCAGCAGCAACAAUGGCAGCCACAGCAGCACCCCUACUGGGCCUGUGCCCUUCCCCCCACCUUAUCUGGCCAGAAAUAUGGACUCCCUUCCCCGGCCACCCAGCCCAACAUUAAGCCCCCAGGACCCACCUAUUGCACCCCUGACUCUUGCCCUGCCGCCAACCCCUCCCUCCUCCUGCCACCAAAAUACCUCAGGAAGCUUCAGGCGCUCGGAGAGCCCCCGGCCCAGGGUCUCCUUCCCAAAGACCCCCGAGGUGGGGCCAGGGCCACCCCCAGGCCCCCUGAGUAAAGCCCCCCAGCCUGUGCCUCCUGGGGUUGGGGAGCUGCCUGCAAGAGGCCCACGACUCUUUGAUUUUCCCCCAACCCCGCUGGAGGACCAGUUUGAGGAGCCAGCUGAGUUCAAGAUUCUACCCGAUGGGCUGGCUAACAUCAUGAAGAUGCUGGAUGAAUCAAUUAGAAAGGAGGAGGAGCAGCAGCAGCAGGAGGCAGGCGUGGUCCUCCCAUCCCCGCUGAAGGAACCCUUUGCAUCUCUGCAGCCUCCAUUCCCCAGCGACACAGUCCCAACCACCACUGCUGCCACAGCUGCUGGCACCACCACCACUACCACCACCACCACCACCACCACCACCACCCAGGAAGAGGAGAAGAAGCCACCACCAGCCCUGCCACCACCACCGCCCCUAGCCAAGUUCCCUCCACCUACCCAGCCACAACCGCCACAGCCCCCACCACCCCCACCAGCCAACCCAGCCAGCUUGCUCAAAUCCUUGGCUUCUGUGCUGGAGGGACAAAAGUACUGUUAUCGGGGGCCUGGAACAGCUGUUUCCACCCGACCUGGGCCCUUGCCCACCACUCAGUAUUCCCCUGGUCCCCCAUCAGGUGCUACUGCCCCGCCACCCACCUCAGUGGUCCCUAGCGCCCAGGGCUCCCCACAGCCCUCUGCUUCCUCGUCAUCUCAGUUCUCUACCUCAGGCGGGCCCUGGGCCCGGGAACGCAGGGCUGGUGAAGAGCCAGCUCCCGGCCCGGUGACCCCUGCCCAGCCGCCCCCACCCCUGCCACUGCCCCCUGCUCGCUCUGAGUCUGAGGUGCUAGAAGAGAUCAGUCGGGCUUGUGAGACCCUUGUGGAGCGGGUGGGCCGGAGUGCCAUCAACCCAGUGGACACAGCAGACCCAGUGGACAGUGGAACUGAGCAACUGAUGCCUUCUGCACAGACCAAGGAGGAAAGUGGUGGGGUGGUGGCUGUGGUUGCAACAGGACCAGGCAGUGGCAAGCGGCGGCAGAAAGAACACCAGAAGGAGCACCAGAAGGAGCAUCGUAGGCACAGGAGAGCCUGUAAGGACAGUGUGGGUCGGCGGCCCCGUGAGGGCAGGGCCAAAGCCAAGACCAAGACCCCCAAAGAAAAGAGCCGCCGGGUGCUAGGGAACCUGGACCUGCAGAGCGAGGAGAUCCAGGGUCGGGAGAAGGCCCGUCCUGAUCUUGGUGGGUCAUCCAAGGCCAAGCCACCCACAGCUCCUGUCCCUCCGCCAACUCCUGCUCCCUCUGCCCAGCCCACACCCCCGUCAGCCUCUGUCCCUGGAAAGAAGACUCGAGAGGAAGCUCCAGGGCCCCCAGGUGUCAGUCGUGCUGACAUGCUGAAGUUGCGCUCACUUAGUGAGGGGCCCCCCAAGGAGCUGAAGAUCCGGCUCAUCAAGGUAGAAAGUGGUGACAAGGAGACCUUCAUAGCCUCUGAGGUAGAAGAGCGGCGAUUGCGCAUGGCAGACCUCACCAUUAGCCACUGUGCUGCUGAUGUCGUGCGUGCCAGCAAGAAUGCCAAGGUAAAAGGGAAGUUUCGAGAGUCCUACCUUUCCCCUGCCCAGUCUGUGAAACCGAAGAUCAACACUGAGGAGAAGCUGCCCCGGGAAAAACUUAACCCUCCUACACCCAGCAUCUAUCUGGAGAGCAAACGGGAUGCCUUCUCACCAGUGCUGCUGCAGUUUUGUACAGACCCCCGAAAUCCCAUCACAGUGAUCCGGGGCCUGGCAGGCUCCCUGCGGCUCAACUUAGGCCUCUUCUCCACCAAGACGCUGGUGGAGGCUAGUGGCGAGCACACCGUGGAAGUGCGCACACAAGUGCAGCAGCCCUCAGAUGAGAACUGGGACCUGACCGGCACACGACAGAUCUGGCCCUGUGAGAGCUCUCGUUCCCACACCACCAUUGCCAAGUAUGCACAGUACCAGGCCUCCUCCUUCCAGGAGUCAUUACAGGAAGAGAAGGAGAGUGAGGAUGAGGAGUCAGAAGAGCCAGACAGCACCACAGGAACCCCUCCUAGCAGUGCACCAGACCCGAAGAACCAUCACAUCAUCAAAUUUGGCACGAAUAUCGAUCUAUCUGAUGCCAAACGGUGGAAGCCCCAGCUGCAGGAGCUGCUGAAGCUGCCCGCCUUCAUGCGGGUAACAUCCACAGGCAACAUGCUCAGCCACGUGGGCCACACCAUCCUGGGCAUGAAUACAGUACAGCUGUACAUGAAAGUCCCGGGCAGUCGAACUCCAGGCCACCAAGAGAACAACAAUUUCUGCUCAGUCAACAUUAACAUUGGUCCUGGUGACUGCGAAUGGUUCGCAGUGCACGAGCACUACUGGGAGACCAUAAGCGCCUUCUGUGACCGGCAUGGCGUGGACUACUUAACGGGUUCCUGGUGGCCAAUUCUGGAUGACCUCUACGCUUCCAAUAUCCCUGUGUACCGCUUUGUGCAGCGCCCUGGAGACCUUGUGUGGAUUAAUGCAGGGACUGUGCACUGGGUGCAGGCCACCGGCUGGUGCAACAACAUUGCCUGGAAUGUGGGGCCCCUCACCGCCUAUCAGUACCAGCUGGCCCUGGAACGAUAUGAGUGGAACGAGGUGAAGAACGUCAAAUCCAUUGUGCCCAUGAUUCAUGUGUCCUGGAAUGUGGCGCGCACUGUCAAAAUCAGCGACCCCGACUUGUUCAAGAUGAUCAAGUUCUGCCUCCUGCAAUCCAUGAAGCACUGUCAGGUGCAACGUGAGAGCCUGGUGCGAGCAGGGAAGAAGAUAGCUUACCAGGGCCGAGUCAAGGACGAGCCCGCCUACUACUGCAACGAGUGCGAUGUGGAGGUAUUCAACAUCCUGUUCGUGACGAGUGAGAACGGCAGCCGCAACACGUACCUGGUGCACUGCGAGGGCUGUGCGCGCCGCCGCAGCGCGGGCCUACAGGGCGUUGUGGUGCUGGAGCAGUACCGCACUGAGGAGCUGGCUCAGGCCUACGACGCCUUCACGCUGGUGAGCGCGGGCGCGGAUGAGGGGCUGAGGAGGAGACUUAGGCAGGUGGCCUGAGGACCCGCUCAGCGUCAACCGCUGAGCCCCCGCCCGCUUUUCUCUCCGCAGGCCCCCGCCAGCUCGUCGCGAUGAAGCCGGAUGCCCCGCUCGCCCGCCCGCCCCUCUGUAGGGCGCCGCGGGGCCACCAGCACAUGCCUGGGCUGGACCUAGGUCCCGCCUUUGGCCGGGAAGGGGGUUGGGCCCAGCCCUUCCACCCUAUUGGCAGCUCCCCUCACUUAAUUUAUUAAGAAAAAAAAUUUUUUUUAAACAAAUAUGAAGAAAAAAGGAAAAAAAAAUGGGAGACGGGGGAGGGGGCUGGCAGCCCCUUGUCCACCAGCGCCUCCCCUCACCGACUUUGGCCUUUCUAGCAACAGACACAAGGACCAGGCUCCGGCGGCGGCGGGGGUCACAUACGGGUUCCCUCACGCCUGCCAGUCGCCCGCCCGCCCGCUGAUGCACGCGGCUCGUGUAUGUACAUAAACGUUAAGGCAGCCGAGGUUUUUAAUGAGAUUCUUUCUAUGGGCUUUACCCCUCCCCCAGAACCCCCUUUUUUUUUUUUUUUUUUUUUUUUUUUACUUCCAAUGCUAGCUGUGACCCCCUGUACAUGUCUGUUUAUUCACUUGGUUAUGAUUUGUAUUUUUUUUGUUUGUUUUUGGUUUUUAAUUUAUAACAGUCCCACUCACCUCUAUUUAUUCAUUUUUGGGAAAACCCAACCUCCCGCUACCCCCAAGCCAUCCCACCCGCCCCUCUGGGGACUGCCCGCCCCUGGGCUCUCCCCCCACCCCAAUGUGUGUCCUCCGGGCUCGGCCCGUCGGUCUCCGCCCGCCCGCCCGUCCGUCCGUGGCUCCAGCCGGGCUCUCAUGGUGCUCAAACCAGCUCCCCUCCCCUACGUCCUGCACUUUCUCGGACCAGUCCCCCACUCCCGACCUGACCCCAACCCCGCCUGAGGGUGAGCGACUCCUGUACUGUAGGGGAAGAAGUGGGAACUGAAAUGGUAUUUUGUAAAAAAAUAAAUAAAUAAAUAAAUAAAUAAAUAAAAAAUUUAAAAGUUUUAAAGAAAGAACUAUGAGGAAAAGGAACCCUGUCCUCCCCAGCCCCGGCCAACUUUUAAAACAAGACCUUCACCUUCACCCCCCCUUUUCUUUUUAAGUGUGAAACAGCCCAAGCCCAGGACCUCACUGGGGCUGGGACACCCCAGGACGAGCUUCUCUGGGGCUCUGUUUUUGUUUUCUUGUUUUUUUUCCCUCCCCGCUGGGGCUGUGGUGGGGUGGGGGGUUUACAGUCCCGCCCCCUCGCACUGCACUGUCUCUCUGCCCCAGGGGCAGAGGGGUCUUCCCAACCCUAUUCCUAUUUUCGGUGAUUUUUUUGUGUGAGAUUAUUAAUAUUAAAAAUAAAAGAAGAAA